GACCCGUCGCUGGCGGGGUCCUCCUUUGUGCGGCGGCCGCUCGCGGAUCCACCGCUAGGGGGCAGCGUGCGCCCCCGCAGACCCCGACAAUAGGCGAGGCUGGGGAGCCGUGCGGUCCAGGAACUUUCCCUGGAGUCUCCGGGAGGCUCGGCUAGGCCAUGGAGGAGGCGGCUAGCGCUGCACCCCCUCUCUGGAACUGGGACUACCUGGACCGCUGCUUCGCCCGCCGCCGUGUCUGCAUCUCCUUCGGCCUGUGGAUCUGCGCCGCCUGCUGCUGGAUCGCCGCCCACGCGCUGAUUCUCUACCUGAGAUGCACAAAGAAAUGUGGCCGGAACCAGUCCCCACUGUGCGCCGCCUUCUGCCUCCUGACCAGUCUGUGUGACACCGUGGGCGCGAUUCUGGCCAGACAGCUCACGAUCCAGGUGUUCACAGGGGCCUACCUAGCAGCUGUUGACUUCGUGAACUUUAUGUCCGUUCUCUUCCCUGUCUGUGGAUCCAAAUCCAAGCCGAAGUCUGGCAGGAACAGCAGGGAGAGGAGGAGACGGCAUCUCAGAGCCAACGUGUUUGCCCUGGCUCUGCCGCUGAGCCUGGGUCCCGGCUGGGCAAUCUGGGCUUCUGUCCCUAAGGCUUCGGCUCCAGUCCGAGGGCCACAGCGGAGGCUGCUGGGAGACCUUCUGCAGGAAAACCCGGAAGUCUUCGGCUACCUGCUGGGUGGCAUUGCUGCCUUCGGCUCCUGGGCAUCCCGGAUCCCUCCGUUCUCCAAUAUUUGUCGAGGGAAGUCACUCUCCUACAUCCACCUGUGGACUCGGUUCCUGUCAGCUCUGGCUGGCCUCCUCUACGCUUCCGCUAUUGUGGCCCAUGACCGGCAGCCUGAAUACCUCCUCCAGGCCACACCCUGGUUCCUCAUUUCACUGGGCCGGGCUGCGCUGGACCUCGCUAUCAUCUUUCUGUCCUGUGUGAUAAAGAGCAGGAUGAGACGGGCCUUCGGAUUCGCUGCGGAAGCCAGAGAGAGCGCCGACACACAAGCCCUUUUGACCUGUGCAGAGAAGGAAGAAGAAAACCUGGAGGCCAGCACUGAGGACAAGAACUCAGACUGGGUACCUCUCACCAGCCUGUCACACUGCAAGCCCCUGAGGACAAUGACAGCCAUCAGUCGCUACAUGGAGCUGACCAUUGAGCCUGUGCAGCAGGCAGGCUGUAGUGCCACUAGGCUCCCAGGGGACGGACAGACAAGCACUGGAGAUGCCUCCUUGGAGGAGCCUCCCUCUUACCCUCCCAUUCAGGUCAUCCAGGCCCGCGUGUCUUGCAGCAGCUCGUCGGAAGUCUCCUCCGUCAACUCCGACCUGGAGUGGGACCCUGAAGAUGUCAACCUUGAGAGGAAUGAGGAUGACAUGGAACUCCUUAGACCCCAGGCAGACAGGAGCUCUUUGAGCCCGGUGGACCUGACCUCGGAUGUCUGACAUUUUCAGGAGCCUGCCCAUCAGUUCAAAACUCAAGGUCAGGCAUCUGCCAGUGACUAGGUGGGGACCCACCUACAGUGCCACCCAAGGCAGGAAUGGAAGUCGCUGCAGAAACUUCCCAGGGAG
Acomys russatus (golden spiny mouse) is the source of this 1586-nucleotide messenger RNA. RefSeq names its product transmembrane protein 44 (gene Tmem44). The transcript has 10 exons. The coding region runs from base 159 to 1460 and encodes 433 amino acids. The record is from RefSeq and is a predicted model, not a curated record. NCBI's taxonomy places the organism in Eukaryota, Metazoa, Chordata, Mammalia, Rodentia, Muridae.